AUGGGAAGUGGAACAAUUCCAGAUAGUAAAAUAAAUGCUUCAUCGAUACAAAGUGCCAGCACACCAGCCACAAAUGGUCGACUAAACUACACAUUAGGAUCAUCAUGGUGUGCAGGAACAAGUGACAAGAACCCAUAUCUACAGAUUGAUCUACAGAAACUUCAUAUCAUCUGUGCUGUUUCUACUCAAGGGAAUUCUCAAGCAGAUCAGUGGGUAAAGACCUACACUUUACAAUUAUCCACAGAUGGGAUAACUUGGACAAACUAUAGUGAAUUAGGUGGACAGGCCAAGGUAUGCUACAUUGGCUGGUUGAGAAUUAUAUGAUAUCUUACCUCAAUCACUGUUCUUGAGUUUUGAUAAUAUUAACACUUUUAUAUCAAAAUAGCCACCAAAAGAGUUAUAGGUAUGCAGAGGAUUAUUUGUACAAUAAAAAUAUUCUCCUUAUGCUCAGCAAAUAUCAUGAAUGUUGAGUAAAUAUAUUUUCAUGUGGCAAGUGAUAUUUAGCAUGCCUGAAUUUGCAGUCAAGGCUGCAGAAAGAGUACCAGGGAAUCUAACAGGGAAUCUAACAGGGAAUCUAACAAAUUGUUUUGAACUAUGCUCUUCCACCAAGUAUUUAUGGCGUGAAAUAGCUUGUCAAAGGAGUGCAAAUGAUUUCUGAUCACUGAGAGAUUGCUGCUCUCAAUCCAACAAGGAAUUAAAUGAUUGUCACAGAUAAACUACAGUUGUAGAAAUUAGAUAGAAUUCACUUCUGAGGGUCAGUGUGUUAUUUUUUAUAAUCCAGUGGUCAAAUUAUGAUUUAUUCAUGUAUGCUUAGUAACCCUGUCUAUGUGGACCUCUUCCAUAAAUGUUGGGCCUUAUUCAUACACCUACAUUUAUAUUUUUCUGUUUGUGUGAAGGCUUAUUUAGCCACCUAGCCCAACCAUUGUGACAAAAAUAAAAGUAUUUCCUGUCAUAAAACAAGAGGUGAAGUAAUGAUGAUUACUUUCACCAGGAUGAAGAGUUACAACUUUAGUUAAAUUAUGCAAUCUACCUGGAACUCUUUGAUGAGUUAUGAUUAUUUUCCUAAGGUUUUAGAGGGAAAUAAGGAUAGAAACUCAAAUGUCAAACAUAUUCUCUAUGGAGUGUUAACAAGAUAUUUGCGUUUCCUGCCACAAACACACCAUGGUGAGGUGUGUAUGAGAACAGAGGUGUUUGGGGUACAACAGAAGCCUAGUAAGUUUAAAAACCUUUUGUGUGAUGUGAUUCUUGCAUUUGUUAAUCUAUGAACAAAGGGUCUAAAUCUAGUGGUUAUGUUAUUUUGUUAAUAUUAUUGUUAUUUGGAUAAGUAGCUUUAAUGAUACAAACCACUCUUUGACAUUACAACUCCAUAGCGGAUUAAAUGUGACUUUCUGAAAUGGGUGACACCGCUGGAUUUUUUACCUUGAAGGCUCGGUUUAUUCCUUUGGGCAUUGCUUUCGGUGGCUGCCGAAAACGUGUCGGUUUUAUUCGUUUCGAAAAAGGUGAGAUAUUUUGGAAGAAGACCAAAGGAACUGCGGAAGGUACUUCAAAAGACUUGGACAAUAGUGUAAUUAAGCUACCUUGCGCGAACAGACUUGUGAUCUUGUAUCCUUUUGUUUACAUUGUCUUGAGAUGAAUGAACUCGAGAUCGAUUAACUGCAAUCAUUUGAAUGGAUUUAGUUUCUAUUCACGGUGUAUUUUUAGCCUUAAUAUGUUUUUAGGAUUAAAGAGCGUCGCAAAAGAUUUAAAAAUGGAUCUUGGACGAGUUGUUGUAAUCACUGCGAAGAGCAAAAGCGAAAAUAGUUUAUCAUUUCGAGCGCCGAUCGUUUUGUUUUGAUCCGAAUGAUUGCACUUGAAUUAAACUACUUCUUUAUUAUGUAAAUAUUGCGUGUCAUAAAUAGUGCUCGUGUUCGGCUUGAAACUUUUUGGCCAGUUAAUUUCUCCAUCAGAAGAUCCAUCCAUUGUCAAACUCAACACCCUGAUUUUGCAACAUAACUAACCAGAAGAAAUUGUAGAUCGGCAGAUCGCCUCAGCUGAAUUUUGUCCUUGCGGCGUGGAACGCGAACGGAUGUUUACAAAUUGUGAAUGAACUAUUGUCAAGAAGCAACCAAUUGCGUGUCGUGUCUUGCUUGUUGUCAAGGGUUUUUUUUUUACGCGAGUCAUUACAUGCAUUGAAAACUCUACAACGUAUUUUAUUAAUUUAUUAUACUCAUUACUCGUACUUUUAUUUUUUCCACCGGAUAAAAAUAUCUUAGAAAGCAACAAAGCAAGUUCUCAAUGAUUUAAGAACCCUGUUUAAAAUCUAUAUGGUAUAUUUAUACCGCUUGUUCUCUUAACUUCACAUCGCAAAUACCGUACUAUGUUAAAAAUACGCGAGCUCCGUCUGGGGCGCGCGGCGCAUCUAACGUUUACUUCUACUUGAAAAAACAUGUAAGCUGAUAAGUGCUUGGGUUUGAUCCGAGGUUGAUGUCUUUGACAUGUUGCCCAACACACCGGAAUGCAUGUAAUUAUUAGACAUCAAUCAAGCAGAUUCCCGGGAGAGUUUAUUUCAUCUGUUAACAAAAAAGAAAAAUAUCUCACCUACAUCAAAAGUUGCGCUCUUCACGAUCUUCUGAAGCAUGCCGGCAUGUCGGCAAACUCAUCGGAAUGAAUAAGUAAUGAGAAAGAACAAUAGCCUGAAUAUAUUAAUACUUAACAACCUCAAUUUUUGAGGUUCCCAUUUAAUCCGCUAUGGAGUUGUAAUGAGCACUCGAGGAAAACAACACUGCCAUUGUGUGAAGCCUUUUAUACUUAUCCAUUAAGAAAUUCCAGGUGACAAGAUGCACCAAUUUUUGCUUCAUAGAUAAUGGUGGAUAGUUCUAUUGUUGGGGCCUGUAGGGUUAUGAGCUAGGGACUGCAAGAAAAAUUCAAUUAACCUCAAACUUUUCUUGAUAAUAUUGCAUGGGUGCUUGGAGUUCCUCAAGGUCAGAAAAGUUAGGGAUCGAUUCCGGGCAAUCACAAACAGUUAGGGCUUCAUGACUAUAUUUCCAUGACUAUUUUUCUGAAUUUUUGUAAUAAUAUCCUACAAAUUGCUUAUAGGUGAAUUCAAUUAGUUAUACAACAACAACAACAAUAACAUCUUUUAUUUAAACACGGUGGGUUUUAAAGUUAAUAUAGCUUAUGGGGCUGUGUAAAAAAAUAAAGAAGAAAAAAAAACAUGUAAUAUGGUAAGAUGAAAAGGUUUACUUUAGUAUGUUACAUUGCAGCAUGUGAUUCACAGGCAAUUGGUUUGGCCAGCGGUGGUAGAAUUCCAGAUGACAGCUUCUCAGCCAGUUCAAUAUUAGCUCCCAAAUAUGCAGCUAAAUAUGGUCGUCUUAAUGGAAGAGGGGCAUGGGAACCUAAGACUAAUGCUGAUCCUGAUGACUACCUACAAAUUGACCUUCUCUAUGAGUAUGUUAUCUGUGCUGUAGCUACUCAAGGAAAUCCACCAAAGCAAUCAAGAGCUCAAGAAUGGACCACAGAGUACAAACUAAGAUUUUCUUUCAAUGGUACCACUUUUUUCCCUUACAAAGAAAAUAAAAAUGACAAGGUUGGUAUGUCAUGCUCUCAUAUACAAGUAUUCAUAAAAGCCAAAAUUAAUGCUUGUGGUAUAAAACUAAAGCUAGUCACAAGAACAACAAAUUUGCUUAUACUUGUCAUAGAAUAUUAACAAUAUUCACCAAUGCUAACUUUGCCUAUAAUAUAUAGUUAUGUUGCUUACAAACCAUAUUGACAUUACUUUCAAGAAUUAAUAAUUACAUUUGUUAAUCAGUUGCAUGUACAUGUAAGGAUCAAUAUGGAGUACACAUACCAAAAGCAUGUAGUCUAUUAGUAAAGUAAAUGUUUUUUAUUUUAUAGUAGUAUAAGUGUAAAAAGAUGUAACAAACACUGACCAAUUCUAACUGACUAAUCAUACUUUUUAAAACAAUUAUCAUAAAAUUUAAAGAUAAAGAAUGAAAUGGUUGUGAUCUCUCUGACAGUCAAUAUCUAACCUGUGGCAUUCCUCAAGGCACAGUCCCUGGUCCUCUUCAAAUGACUUGUGGAACUAUCUCAAGCUCUUUUGUUUUUAACGUAGGAUGUAUGCACUUGACCUCCAUUCUGCACAUUACAGAUUCUCGUUUGGUGUUCUUUUCGCAAAUUACAGAUUUUCAUAUUGCAAGUUACAGAUUUUUAUCUUGCAAAUUGUAGAUUUUAAUUUUAUCUUAUUCACAAAUUACAGUAAACCAUUAACUAUGCCAAGUUUCAACACACCAAUACCACUUUUUGUAUAACAGGCCUUUCCAGGAAAUUCAGGAAAAACUGACACUGUGAAAAACAGUCUAAAGGAAUUUGCAAGUGCAAAGUUUAUACGCUUUCUGCCAACAAAGUAUAAUAAGUUCAAAGUUCUGCGAGUGGAGGCUUAUGGAAUACUUUUCACUAAAGGUAUUUAUUUGUUCUCAUUUUUGUCCCCCUGAUACAAACUGAAGUCACGAUUAAGGUGAGAUUGGACAAUUAACAGAACAGUAAUGAUGGUUGUUAUACAAAAAUAUAAAUGGCUCCCACAGCUGGGUUUUGGAAAAAAAAAGAAAUUGUUUAAUUUUGAAAUGGCGCAAAUAAUCUUAAUAUGAUUCGCCAACACUAAUUUACAUAAAAAUAAUAUCUUUUUAAACCUUCAUGAAAUAAAAAAGCCAUCACAAGCCAAAAUGUCCUGAAAGGCAUCCGAGAAAUACGUAAUUGGUACCUUCCCAUAAAUUCGCCCUUUUGAAUUCGCAUCAUAGAAAGAACCGUUUCGUGCUUUCAACAUCGCUGUUGAAGUCUUUGCAAGUAACUUGACUUCAAUCUUACUCCAGUGAAUAAAAUUUAGAGGUCAUGGUAACCAGAUGAAAUAAACUAAAAUUCACUUUCGAAUAAUUUGUAACUUAGCGUGUUUUUUAAGACAUUUUUGUACCCGGUAAAACAUCGAACAACUCGAAAUUGAUAUUCUUAAGAGAAUAAAUGCUGGCCUAAAAUGGGAUGUAAAAUUUAGUUUCGGGCUUUUUAUCAGCGCCAAGUAGGAAGCCUCUUAACCCUUCAACUCCCAUGAGUGACCAAGACGGAAUUUCUCCUUACAAUAUCAAUGUCAUAUCAAUCAGAUAAGUGAUGAGAGUAAAGAAAAAUAUCAAUUUGGGGAUAUUUAGUUGAUCCAAUACUAAAUUCUCUGAACUAGCAUUAUAAGAAUUGUAUGGUUAACAAUAAGGAGAAUAACAAAUUUUAUCUGGGAGUUAAAGGGUUAAAAUAGCGGUUCUCACAACAAAAGUGUGUCAACCGGAAGUCAACAAAUAGCGCAUUCUCCAAACCCGUAAGCAAAAGAUUGUAAAAUUUUUACAUUCUAAUAAAUCUAUGUGGUCGUCAGUAAUCCACAGCGCUGAAGAACUGCAGUUUUAGAUCCUUUGAAUAAUAUAUUGACUAAAUAUCCGUUCCCGUGAGCAUUUUAUCGCUAGUAGAGUAGCCAUCUCGGGUAAACAUUUUGACAUGUAGAGUUUUUUAAAAUGGUAUCUUAAAUAAAACUAGUGUUUUAUGAGUUUUUGUAACGAAAUGCAACGUGAAUGGUUUAAAAUUUUACCGAGUAGGAGACUGACUCGGCGGUAAAAUUCGUUUCGGCUACGUUCCGUUCACUGUUUGCAUGACCGCCAUAAGAAGCAUAACUUAAACAAAUUUGGUAUUCGCAAACGAAAUGAUUCUACGGGCUUAAGAAUGGGCCAUUCUUAAGCCCGUAGAAUCAUUUAGUUUCCGUGGUAGUAGCAUUUUCAGUGAAAUAUCUUAAAAAACCAGACGUUUUAUUCAACUGACAUCACAACUGACUUUUUGCCUCAAAUAUUUGGCCUCGAUGUGUCUAUUACAUGACAAAAUGAUUUCGCUUUUGAUCGCAGAAGUUCCGAAGAAGUUAAAUAUUUCAGCGGUUGAAUGAGCAGUUCUUUGAUAACACGCUCAACAAAUAUCUACAAGCAUUACUAAAAGAAAUUUAAAAAAUGGAAUAACUGCUUAAUCUUUGUAAUUUGAUGCACUGUUUGUUCGUCGGGCAGAUCGACUUCCAUUCUCGGGCAGAUUGUCCUUCGGGCGGAACGACCGCAAUUCUUUAAAAUUAGUGUCGCCCUGAGCCAGAUCAACUUGCAUGAGUUUAUUCAAUUUUCCCAGCUUAUUUUUUCUACAGCUAACCAAUAAGAGCCUUUACAGAUCAAAAGAAUUUGUUUUUCUUUGAGUUUAAAAGCAGUUUCUCCUAAAACGCUCGUUAGAGGAUUCCAACACCAUUUUUGCCGAAAUCUCUUACGCGAUUGUAUCUUCUAAGUCACGCAAUGGUCACGAAGUUGAUUUUGCCACUGGACGUCAUGACCUUUUAGAAGCAAAACAAAAUACCAAGAAGCCACCCAAUAGAUGAAAUCUAAAUUCCCAUCAUGUAGAUAUACUUCCAAUUUAUCUGUAUUCGCAAUGGGAAUGUACAGCAGUCAGCAAGUGAGUCCUCAGGGAACUUUCCACGCUUUUGAGGAGCAUGAAAAACUGAGGCAGCGACACGUUUUCCCAAAUGUGAACAUUGCGACCUCUUACACUCGUGAAUUUUUCUCUCUUCUUUUUCAAGGAAGCAACGUUUAAUAAUCGAACUACAAAAGCGUAUUAAAAAAAGUGUGAUUACGCGAUUGUUAGACCCUGAGUUUUUAACUGCAUGAGGAACGAGAAGCAGCUAAAAAAUUAAACAGAAUAAUAAAUUACUGAUUAUGUGUUGUGGGCCAUCAGCUAAACUAUUUUAUAGGGCUUUCAAGGAAACGAACAAAUUGACGACAUUUAGGUAAUAUGAUAGCGACCAUUUCAUUACAUCGACAACCUAGUUCUCAGAUUGGGGUGGGAAUAAGAGAAAAACUGAGAACGAGGUUGCGUCAUCGGUAAAUGGUUCUAACAUUGGCGACACGGAUAUCCCACCUUAAAAGGCUUCAGAGACAGCUAUUAGAAAAAAAUCGGAAUCGAGUGAGAACAAGAGCAAAUUUUUUCCCAUCUCAGGAGCACAUUUAAUUAACACACUUAAUUUAAUCAGUUGUCGUCGUUAACAAUCCUAGAAGGUAUACAGGACGGCGACAAAGAUUUUUUCCCCAUGCUCCCGACGAACUUUACGGCAUGACGAAAUGAAAGUUCUGUUGGAACAGUUAAAUAACAUUGGCUUAGCUACUCAUUCCUCGACGCCAACAUGCGCAUUCCUCGCAAAGCGACUGCAGUUUUUCCGGAUGUAGGGCUUCUUGCGCCUGACAUCUGAAAGGUCAUUGUCGAUGUUAACCCGGGUGGGACUCCCAUAUAAAAAUGACAGGGGUGCUCGUCGGAGAAUUUCGAAAACACCCCUAAAAGGUAUCAGAAUCGUGUUCCGUGGGCGUGGCCCAGAUUCAUUUUGAGGUACUAAUAAUUCCAAAAAUAUAAAUUAUUUGCGCAAAUACAGUUACGGUCUUGUCAUUUUUCAGAACUAUAACCUUAAAUUCCCCGAGACUACAACAACUCUAGCGGCGGUUAUUAGUGACAAAAAAGUUAAGAGCCGCACAUUAUCAAAUCUCGCUUCACCAAGUAGAAACUGGGUUUAAAAUUUACAUGGCCGUAUCAAGGAAGAGCGAAUGAGUAUUAUUAUUUUUUUGUGCCCUUGAUUUUGUGUUGUUUAAAUUAAACGGGCAAAAUGUUUGUUACCUAUGCGGAUUAGUUCUAUCGGUGUUUAGAUCUGUGGCGCUUUUAUUUCUGUCAUGUUAACGUCCUCUUUGUAACGAAAGAUAUUUUAUUUAUUCACAUCACCUCCUACAUUUUGCAAUUUAUCUCCGUGCAAUCAGCAUUCGUGUCUCAAUUUGGUUAUUCUGUUUCUGAAACGACGUACCAAAAUUUUGUAGCGUAAUUAGUCUAAUUAUUGACUUGUACCUCGGCCGCUUGUGGGAAUGUUGUUGCGUGACAAUUAAAUUUAUUCAUAACUACUCACUGAGGAUCUGGAUGUAGGAAAAUAGCAAUUCGCGGGGUAUUUUGUUUGAGCUAUUGUAGGGUUACCGUUAUAAAGUGUAAUUAAAUCAAUGUUCAUUUCAAGGAAGGUAAACGUGUAGCGAAAGUAUGCGGGACAAUAAAAAAGAGGUACUAGAAAUAUUGUGGGACGAGUCAAGAGUGCCAUCGAUCGCCUUUAUUGACCUUUGCUCAGGCGGUUGGUUCAUGAUACGCCGACAUAGCCAGAACUAAUCUGAAGUAUAAAGAAAUGUUUCUUCAAGGUGAACCUAACGUGACCUUUCUGUUGAACGUUUUUUUUUUCUCAAGGAAAAAGGAUUCAUUUCCAAGUAUAAAAAUAUUUUGUUGAAGGCAUACGUUUAUUGUUACCAGUUGUUGACAGUUAAUUGAUAUGAUUUUCCCAAUUUUUUAAGCGUCGGUGCACGGUCCUCAUUGAAAGCCUGGAAAUAAAUUAUAUACCUGCUUUUAUAACAACAUUUCCCCUUUCAAGAAUUCUAGCGAUUCAGUGCUUUACCGGGCAAAGAAAAUGUCGCUUGAAAAAGUGCACGAAAUAAAAAUUUUUAGAACGCGAAUUUUAGCGAUUGUUGAAAGCUUCCCGUGGCCUAACAAUUCAAAUCUACAGGUCUUUAAAUUGAGUUAAAAACUCGGUUAACCUUCAAAGAGAUAUUUGUAUGCUUAAAACAGGGUUUUAAUGCGAUGCGACUCAGAUCAGAGCAGUAUGAGACAUGUUUACUUCAGCUGUUUUCAUGACACGUGGGGUGUUCUAAGUUUUAACUUUUUUUCUGGUUUUAAAAGGUAUAUUUGAACAAAUUAAACCCACCACGUUCCUUGGCCCUACCAUAGGGUAUCUUUAAAAAAAAUAUCAAGGAUAUUGGUGGUCUAUCAUAUGUCACCUCCUGCUUGGUGUUUGUGCACAUUCGCUAUUAAUUAUUGUUUUUUGGUUUAAUGAGAAUGAUGUAAGUAUACCAUAUGUUAAAUUUUAGAGCUGAGCAACAGAGAAUAGAACAAUCAACUCCUACAAAACUGAAGAGCAUGACAAAGUUUGACUGGUUGGUUGGUAGAUUGUUGGUUUGAGUUUUAAUUGUUGAUUUUGUUGUUGUUCUUUGUAUUAAUAAAAAGUUGAGACAAUUACAAAACUCCCUUUCAAAGGAAUUAAGAUGAAGUGGUAGAAGAGGUAACUGAAGGUGGUAAAAUAUUUCUUUUUUUUGGUCCUUGGUACAGUAUAGUGUAGUGAACUUUUUGGUGUUUGUUGGACGAUACAGAGAACUGAACUGAGUAACAUUAAGGAAAGGCAAAUUACAGUGAUGAUGGUAGUCAUUCAAAACCAUAAAUUUUGGAAUUUUUUGUAAGGAAUUGCAUUUCUUCAUGUUUAUUUCAGUUCCAUCACAGCCCCCUACUGCCUUCAAGCUGACUGCAACAUCUUCUACCAGCAUUGCAGCUUCCUGGCAGUUGCCACCAGUCCAUGCCAGACAUGCAACUAUUACAGGGUUUAAACUGUUUUACACAGAGAAAGGUUCUGGUGUGUCAAUAACAACCGUGACUAUAAGUGGGGAAUCGACAUUUCGUAGAAAUGUCGCCGGGCUUGAUAAGUACACAGAAUAUGAAUUUCAAGUCCUGGCUUUUUCUUCUGAUGGUGAUGGACCUAAGAGUUCUGUUGAGGUGGAAAGGACAAUGGAAGAUGGUAUGUGACAGAUUAGGAAGAGUGAUAAUCUCACUGCUGUGUCUGUAGUUUGUUGUAUGAGAGGUCACUGGGUUUGAUAAUUACACAGAAUAUGAAUUUGAAAUACUGGCAUUCACGUCUGUUGGUAAUGGACCAGAGUUCCAUUUUAACUGAAAGAACUAAGAAGAUGGUAAGGCAUGUAGAAUAUUUAUAAUGUUGCCCACAUACCAGAAUGAAUUUCCUCCUAUAUGGAGCUUUCUUUCUUUUCAUAAUAAUAAUAGAACAAAUUGUGAUGGACCAAAGAGCCCUGUUGAGGUGGAGAGAACAAAGGAAGCUGGUAUUUGAUAGGUGAAGGUGAAAGAGAAAAGAUUAUCACAAUUUUUGAUGAAAUAAAUUUCAUUGGACCUGCAAGGAGAGAAAUGAUCCUCCCAUAUGGGCUGCAACUGAAAGCAAUUGCAGAAAAGAAACUAGUAAAACUACACGAUGCCAGUCGCUGUCUAACAUCAAAGACAAAGACAAACCCAGGAACAAACAGGGAGUAGCUUAUAAGAUCAAUUGUUCCAACUGCCAUGCCUCCUACAUCAGUGAGACUGGCAGAAACCUCACAACUGGACUGAUUAAAUACAAACGAGCGAGGAGGAAAGGCGAUAUCAACAAUCACAUUGCUGAACAUCAUCGACGUACGAACCACACCGUUGACUGGGACUCUACGCAAUGCCUAACCUACAGUACCAACUACUUUCAACGACUGACCCUGGAAAGCUGGUUUACUACCUUGGAACAGACUCCCCUCCACAGGUGUCAACCACUACCAGCACCAUACAAACAACUCAUUCAUGACAUUAACAUUACUAACGAACAGAACAGAAUGACCUAACUUCACAAACAGAUCGAGACUAACCAAUCACAAGUAACUUACGCCACUUGAGUCUUACAGCCGAUAACAUCAUGGCGAAACUGACCAAUCAGUUUAUACAAAGCGGACUAAGAACAUUCGACUGACAACAACUAUUCACUUGACUCUGAUGAUGACUUCUGCUCAGGUUGUUGAAAUGUCAGUCACCACUGCUGACAACAGUCCUUCUCAGGACUACACUCACUUGGACAAUCAAACUACACUAUUACAUGUCACCCCCGGGUUCAAACCAUUUACUAGAUAGAGGGUUCUUUGUUUGGUGGUAACAUUUAACAGGACCAGUUAUAGGCAUUAAGUUUGCCAUUUUUCCGAUUGCAGCUCCAUCAAAAGCCCCAAGCAACUUCAAAGUGAGUGCAGUUACUUCUACAAUUAUUGUAGCCUCCUGGCAGUUACCACCAGCAGACUCCAGAAAUGGAAUAAUUAUAGGAUUCAAAUUGUUUUACAAAAAGAGAGGCUCCUCUGGACAAGCAACCACCCUGACCAUUAACAAUGGAACAGCAUUAAGUAAAGAUGUUACUGGGCUUGAUAUUUACACAGAAUAUGAAUUUGAAGUGUUAGCCUUUACUUCAGUUGGUGGUGGACCAAAGAGUUCUCCUUUAGUGGUGGUGAGAACCAUGAAAGAUGGUAAGAAUUUUAAAACGGUGUUCAAGUCUUUUUAAUUGAGUCUGCACGGUGUACAUAGCAACGACAAAAAAACUUAUGAGCUGAUUGUUGAAUGAGAAAGCAUAUUCUAACAGAACUUUAAUGUUUGAUUGUAUGAUAAGUACAUUUGCAGUAACCAAGGUGGCUUUCUUGUGGUUCAUAAUAUCAAGUGUGUCAUAGUAUAGUUGUACUUGUUUGGAAAAGACAAGAGCAAGGGAUAUUUAGGGGCUACCACUGUGUCCAGGCAGGCCUUAGAUGAAACAUGGCUCCCAUAGCGGUCAAAUAUCUAAAAACAGCCAUGAGCCCUCGUUCUAAGCCAGAAUAUUUCUUAGCUGAUUAUAGGGCUACUUGUAGGUCAUGUGAGACAAUGUAUGGCCCUGAAGUCGUCAUGAUACCAAGGCACCCUUGUUUGGAGACAAAAAUUUCGUGACUGCUUAUGAAAGCUUUAAGAAAGCUGCACAGUGCAGAUAAACUGGUAAUAGUGAACAAUGGUUCCCAUUUUCGGCUGAAAGCAACUGAAUCAGUAGGACUGAAAAAAACUUUAAACCAAGUAUUACAGAGGAGCCUAGGACAACCAACAAAUGUUUGCUACUAAACUUAUGAUGUUCAUUUUAUAACGAAGACUGUUAACUAGAUGAGUCAGCCAAAUUGUGGCCAUUCACCUUUUUAACUUAUCAUUUACCUAAAUUUUAGAAGAGUUGCAGAGAUAUAUGUUAUUUGCCGGCUAAGGGUCGGUCCGUAUACUGAAAAACUGUGACCGAGGUCUUGAAAAUGCUGCCCGAGUCCAGUUUUUCACCAUACAGAACGACUCUUAGCCGGUAAAUAACAUAUUUAUUUUUUAAAUUUAACAAAAUUCUUUCUGAAAGAACCCAAAUGAUUUAGGGCUGUAAAUACGGCAAGAUCUUCCAUAAACUGAACAAUUUUUGAGCGAGUAAAUGGUAGUUAAAAUAGAGUUGAUGUAAAUUAAAGAGAUGCCUCACCGAAACAUUUUCAUUUGCGUAACGAUAAAGGUGAUUUAAAAGGCUUCCAAACAAACUUUGAAACAUUAUUUUUUACAAGUAUCUGUCACAAUCUGACACCUGUCAAUUAGAGAACGCGUAAGAAGAAAAAAAAAGCGCAAGAACUUUUGCAAAACAACAGAAGUAGUUUGGCAAGGAUUGUCAUGGCAAUGUUUUCUUCAAAAACAGUCUAUGAUCUAACGGAAAGUACUCACUCUCAUCGACGAUUAAUUCACGUACGAAGAUUUACCUCUAUUUAUCAAGUAAAUGGCGAGGAAAGUAAUUGUGAGUAAAUUCAAAUUUUUUAUUUUGAAGUUGUGAGAGUUUGCUCGUUUGUUUGCUGCAAUGGCGUGUGUAAAUCUGGUCUUUCCUCCACAAAAACUAAAUUCGAGUGGCACACUCCAACGAGACACAAGGGGAUUUAUUGCAGGCUUUUUCUCAAUAAGUUCCUUCAGCUUCUGUUGUGCAAUUUACGGUACAAAUGUCCAAAUUUAACGGACUUGCAAAGACUCGCUGAGAGCGUAUGUUGUAGAAAUGAAAUUAAAACUUCGCUUGCUCUUUUACUACGAACAAAUUGUUUGAGAAAAUUCAGAUAUUAAAUGAAUGAAAGUUCCAUCGAUUAGUUCAACUGUAACCAAAUACCUCACGUUUUAACUUUCAAGGUAUUUUUAACGGAUGAUUAAAAUUAAUUGCAGACGGUUUUUAGGCCGCUUGUCAACCAACGUAAUAACGCUAUUGCUUAUACACAUUCGUUCUGAAACCAAUAUUUUUCUGUCAACCAGAGUGAUCUGAGAGAGAGAAAGGAGAGGAUUCAUAAGUUAUUUAUCGGCUUGAGGUAGUGGCCGACGUGUUUGCUUAAAAAUACUGCCCAGCCAGAAAAACAAGAUAUAUUUAUGAAAAAUGGCAACGAAAGUUGGGAUGCACUCGGCGACUCACGAAAGCGUUACCGUAGCCCGUGGGCAGAGAUAGGAAAAUACUGACUUGGUAAAGAACCAAUUAGAUUGCAGGAUUCAUUACUGUGCCCUCUUAAAAAAAAUAAAGAAAAUUAUUGAGUGCAUAUGUUGAGAGCUCUACCCCCUUAAACCUUUCUAGUGUUCAUUACUGGUUAUUUUUCCCUGUUAUUUGUAAUGCUUUAAACAGUUUUUAAUUUUUAGGUUGUGUUGAGUUUAAUCUUGGGAUGGAAGAUGGAAGAAUUCUAGACACUGGAAUAAAUGCUUCUUCUUCCAGCACGCCAGCCAAGAACGGUCGGCUGAACUAUGUAUCAGGAUCAUCGUGGUGUGCCAGAACAGGUGACAGUAACCCAUAUCUACAGAUUGAUCUACAAACACUUCAUAUCAUCUGCGCUGUGUCUACUCAAGGGAAUUCUCGAGCAGAUCAGUGGGUGAAGACCUACACUCUACAAUUAUCCAUAGAUGGGACAACUUGGACAAACUAUACGGAAUUAGGUGGACAGGCUAAGGUGUAAAAUACAUUCUGUAUUGAAGCAUUAUUUCUGAAACAAAUGAGAUUUAAAAUGCAUUGACUUUUACAUCUUUAUCAAAUCCCCAUAAGCAUGCACUAGGCAGUGACCAGUUCUUACCCCUUAAAAAAUUAUCAAAUAUAAUGUGUGAUAUGCAUUGUGAUACAAACAGAAACACUGACAUCGCGGCAAAAAAACAUAGCUUACAAGCCCUGAUUCUCAAGAGUCUCUGAGCUGCCCAUAGUUUCAACAUUUCAAUAUUUAUUUAAUUAAUAAUGGUUAAAAAAGAAUGGAAAAUUUUGAGUUUGGUGAAGAAAUUGAGAAAGAUUUUUUUGUCUUGUUACAAGCAUGUGACAAAUCAAAAAAAAAUCUGAGUCCUCAUGUAGAAUCAAACCUCAGACCUUCAGAUUCACUGCUCAAAUUCUGAAAUCACUUAAGUAGUGGCUGACUACAGUAUGUUGGUUAAAGAUUAAAUCACACAUUUCCAUAAUCACCGGUAAGUGAAGCUCAAAUUAUCAAUCUGCCAAUCACUGGGUUUCUCUUUGUUGAAAAAGCAAAUGUAAGAGAAGAAAACUAAUUCAUAGUUAUUAUUUGAAUGAGUAAUUACAUUUAAAUGAAAAUGCCUAAUAACCUCCGUAGGCUAAGCAAAUACAGUGUCUUCAGCUGAGCCUUCAGCAAACGAUUUUUCAGUGCUGUAAGAUUGCUGAAGAGGAGCAUUAAGAAUUUAUGUACACUGCUGUGUAAGACUUCUUUUUCAUAUAUGACAAACUAACUGCCAUUAUUUGUAAAAGAAAAUGAGUAUUGUUAUCCCUCAAUCAUCUGCUUGUUGAAAAUAGUAAGAAUAGAUUGUCAUUCAAAAUUAAUGAGAGAGCUUUGUUACUUGUGGUGAUCAUGUCCAAGGAGCUCAAAGAUGUUUCCUGCCCCAUCUUCAUUUUCAUCUUUAUCAUCAUUUUUCACAGUUUAACUCUUGGCCUUUAAAAGUGACUAGCAUCUUAUUUCUGGUUACAAGAUCACCCCUGAAUCAAAAUGAAGGUCACAUGAAUAAUGAAAAUGAUCAGAAGGUCUUUGUCAUGUAGUGCCAUAGGAAAUGUAAAAAGAACAGUUUGGGGAAUAUGUCUACUGAUGUUUGGGUGUAAAGGUUCAGAAGGAAAUGAUGAUAGAAACUCAAAUGUUGCAACCAGUGUGGAUAUCAUUAUCCCUGCUAUUUGGGGUAUGAUGAGGUGUGACUAUUUGUUUUGUCUUUUAAGGUUCUGAUAGGAAAUGAUGACAAAAACUCAGAAGUAAAGCAUGUUGUUUACGGAGUGUUGACCAGGUAUCUGCGAUUCCGGCCAGAAACUCACCAGGGUGGGGUGUGUAUGAGAACAGAGGUGUUUGGUGUGAAACAAAAGCCAAGUGAGUUUGAAAUCUGAUGUUUCAUGUUUGCUAUGAACUGCCACUGUAGUGGGUAUUCUAAGAUACUCUCUCAAUAUUUAAAGAAGGGUUUUAAACCUAAUAUGUUCUAAAGAUACUGUUUAUACAGUCGUCAAAAACACCAAGCCGCUUAUGAUAACUUGUUGGUUGCAUGUUCAAUGAUUUUUUGCCUUUAACUCGCUAAAGAAACAGCUUAAUUCACAAAGAAAGUAAUGGCUGAUAGAAAAUGCUGAAUUCGAAAUUUUUUUGGUACCCAAAAUUUUGUUUUAACUUUUUAAAACUAUCUGUUCUUUUGAUAUGUACAAUAGAUCAGAUGUAAUUUUUGUGAUGUAAAACUCAAAUUAUUGGCUUUAAUAUUAUUGGGAUAAAUACCAACUAAGUUGAGGUGAUAUUUGAUCUUAAUAUGCUGUAGGAGUCAGUUGAUUAAUCUUUUCAAUUAAUAAGAAACUUCUCUCAUGAUGUAGUCACUGAGAUGUAGAUUGCAACAUUUCCACUGCCUACUGUUAGUCUUCAUCAGGCAAUGGGGUUGACUACUUAGGCAUUACCAUUUGUAUCAUGAGGUUCUAUUGUGAUUGGGAGAUUUCAAUCCCCAUUGUUCCAAUGAGUACUGGUAUCCCAAACUCCUCCCCAAGCAGAGAGCAUGUGAGGCAGUUCAAGUUCACAGCGGUUUUGCCCUAUGUAAAAGGUGUAUCAGGGCCUAUUUACUGUUGCCUACAACAACAAGACAUAGACGCAGUUUUUAAGUCUGACACAACACUUGGGUUGCAUUUACAGUGUAUUUCCUGACGGAUUGCAGCAUUCAUUUGGUUAUUUUGCAAACAGUCAUGGCUUCAUUUUCUUCUACUUUUCCAUCACUCUUUAUCUGUAUUUCUGUAAUAGUAUCUUACAUAUUGUUUAGAAGUCUAUUAAAUGGAUGGUAUUGAAAACAUACAUGAAAUAUGCAAAGAUAUGAAGGUAAUCUUUCAAUUGUUACCUUGCAGCAUGUGACUCACAAGCAAUUGGUUUGGCAAGCAGUGGUAGAAUUCCAGAUAACAGCUUCUCAGCCAGUUCAAUAUUUGCUCCCAGAUAUGCAGCUAAAUAUGGUCGUCUUAAUGGAGAAAAGGCAUGGGAACCUAAGACUAAUUUUGAUCCUGAUGACUACCUACAAAUUGACCUUCUGUAUGAGUAUGUUAUCUGUGCUGUUGCUACUCAAGGGAAUCCACCAUCCCAAUCACCAGCUCAAGAAUGGACCACAGAGUACAAACUGAGAUUUUCUUUCAGUGAUAACACCUUUUUUCCUUAUGAAGAAAAUAAAAUUGACAAGGUUGGUUUGUUUUGCUCUUGUAUACAAGUAUUCAUAACAGGCAAAAUCAACACUUGUGGUACAAAACUAAAACUACUCACAGCAAUGACAGAUUUGCUUAUUAAUGUCGUAGGAUAUUAACAAUAUUCACCAAUGUUAACAUUACCCACAAUAUACUUGUGUUGCUUACAAACCAUAUUGACGUUACUUUUAAGAAUUAAUGGUGACAUUUUCUAAUCAAUUACAUGUACAUGUGAGGAUCAAUAUGGAGUACACACAUCAAAAAGCAUGUAGUCUAUCAGUUAAAUAUAUGUUUUGAUAGGAGUAUGAGUGUACAAAGAUGUAGUAAACACAGACCAAUUCUAACUGUUCAAUCACACUUUUAAAAAAAUACCUUAAAAUUUAAAGAUCGAGAAUGAAGUGGUCCUAAUCUCUCUGACAGUCAUUAUGUAACCUAACCUAUGCCAUUUCCCAAGGCACAAUCCCCUGGUGCUCUUCAAAUGACUUGCUGAACUGUCUCAAGCUCUUUAGUUUUCAACCUAGGAUGUAUGCACUUAACCUACAGAAAGCAGAUUUCCAUUCUGUGCAUUACAGAUUCUCAUUUGGUGUUCUUUUGCAAAUUACAUAUUUUCAUAUUACAAGUUACAGAUUUUUAUCUUGCAAAUUGUAGAUUUUAAUUUUAUUUCAUUCACAAAUUACAGUAAACCAUAAACUAUGCCAAGUUUCAACACACCAAUACCACUUUUCGUAUAACAGGCCUUUCCAGGAAAUUCAGGAAAAACUGACACUGUGAAAAACAGUCUAAAGGAAUUUGCAAGUGCAAAGUUUAUACGCUUUCUGCCAACAAAGUAUAAUAAGUUCAAAGUUCUGCGAGUGGAGGCUUAUGGAAUACUUUUCACUAAAGGUAUUUAUUUGUUCUCAUUUUUGUCCCCCUGAUACAUUCUGAAGUCACCAUUAAGGUGAGAUUGGACAAUUAACAGAACAGUAAUGGUUGUUAUACAAAAAUAUAAAUGGCUCCCACAGCUGGGUUUUGGAAAAAAAAAGAAAUUGUUUAAUUUUGAAAUAGUGCAAAUAAUCUAAAUAUGAUUCGCCAGCACUAAUUUACAUAAAAUGAGCAACUAAGGAUAAAUGAUUGCCAUUUGCUGUGAACAAUUAACAAAAAUUAUUGUUCUUUGUUAAUUGAAGACUUAAAUAAUCCUUAUCGUUCAGCUAUCACUUGUGGAAAGGAAAUAUAUUAGAUUUUUGACUUGUGCUGGUACAUUUUUGGGUGACAGAGGUUAAACUGCGAGUUAAGUUUAUCGAAAAUUCUUUGUAUUUUUCUCCAGAUUGUGGUGAAAAUAUUUCCCCUUUGUGAAUAGAACGCCUCAACGUUUUUUUCUAAAAAUAAGUAAUACUGUCCUCUGAUAAUUUAGAGGUUUUUACUCUAUUUUUUAGCACCAAGUGUUGGCCCAGAACCUCUUUCACUCUCCCCAGUGAACAAGACGACUUUUAACAUUUCAUGGGAACCUCUACCAAGAGAAAAGAGUCACGGAAAAGUUAUUUUGUAUGAAGUCAAGGCCAUCUUCUUGAGGAAAGGAAAUUUACGCAAACGAUCUGUCAUUAACAGCCCCUCUGUCAAUACGUCGGUGACAUAUGUUGUCCUGUCUGACUUGGAACUUUGUGCUAAAUAUAAUGUCUUUGUUCGAGCUUACACAGCAGAAGGGCCUGGACCCUAUGGCAAACCUUUGGAACUGGAAACAUCAAGUGAGUUUGAUGAGAUUAUUAUGGAAAUUGUAGUGGUUUGUGACAUGAUUGGUGAAACAAAAUACUAAAAAAAUAAUUUUGUUUAUUUUAUGAUUAUUGACAAUUUUAAAAAAGCACAACUUGUAACAUUCAUCAUAUGAUUAGAUUCUUUCCUCAUGUUAUUCUGACCCGGUUACUUUUUCAACAUACAAGGCCUUCCUUUAACUGUUUUGUUCUAUUACAUAACAUUACAGGACCUGACGCACCAGGGGAAUUUAAAGUAACAGACUCUGGAACAAACCAAAUUACCGUGGCGUGGAAACAAUAUGAUAAAAAGGAAACAAUUGUCUAUGCUGUAAGUUGGAUUAAAAUUACCGUAUUUGUUCCCUUUGGGAGAAAUUAUCUCGCAUGUAAUUAUAAGUAGUAUGUAUACAGUACAUAGUUAGACAUGUCUUGAAAUAAGAAUAAUAAUAAUAAUAAUCGAAAUAUUUAUCCAGGAUAACCCUUCAAUACAAAAGUACUGUUAUUAACGGGGUUCUGCUGAUUAAGAAUUUAAAACUAAGAAAUAAAAAAAACUAAAAUAUAUAUAAGACAGUGCCUAUAGUACUAUCUAGAUAGAUAGUACCUAUAGUGCUAUAAUUUCAAACUUAUGUUUGUGUGAGAUGUUUUAUGUAUAUUCAUAUUUUUAGUGCUGAUACUAAUAAAUGUGUAAUGACGAUACCAAAGGGAAUUCCUUAUUAUGUUUCAUAUGCAGGAUUUUGUUUCAAUUGAAACUUAUUUUUCAAAAGAAAAAAACAACAACUCUUAUCUUUGCUAAAUUUUCAAGAAAAUUUAACCCUUGUGAAUGACUUGAUUCCAAGUCAGACCAAUGAUAUCUUAGUCACAACGUCAUAUAUUUACAAAAGGGAAGUCCUUCUUAAAUAUUUUGACUCAAUUUAAAUUUAUAUCACAAAGGUCACCAGGCAAGUCACCCAAAAUGACACCAGAGUCAUCAUUUCAGCUGGAAACUAUUGACUUGGUUAAAUCUCAUCCCAAGCCCAUUCUUGAAAUCGCAUAAUUUGUACCAAACCAAAAAUUCAAAAUUACAAAACUUAUUUAUUUCAUCUGAACAUUAACUGUUCCUCGAAAUUCACAAUUGCUAUAUAAAAAAAAAACUUUGUAUAAUUUUAAUUUGUCUAAGGUUACUUCCUAUCAGCGAUUUUGUAAUUAGAUUAACGUAGAUUCUACAACUCGGCUUGAAUUAUGGAAACAUUAAAUUUGUAGUAAUUUUAUAUCGGAGCCUUUUUUACUUAAUCGUGAAGGUGAAGUACACUGGAACAAAGUCCUACAAUAAAACGUUCAGAGAUGCUGAGAAGACUAUAAAAGCAAUAAAGGCAACAACACAGAAGGUAGAAGGGUUGAUUCCAGGCACUACAUAUGAAUUUAGAGUUCAUGGCACCUCUGUUUGUGGCGAUAGUGCUUCCAGAGUUAUCUCAGUGAUGACAGAUAUGAUGGGUAAGUUUCCAAAUUCUUUGAGGCUAACCAAACAUUGUAAUAAGUUAUCUAUGAAACUAUCUAAGAAAACAUUCGCUCUGACGAAGGGCCAACGCUCCAAACGUCAGCUUUGAAACUCUUAACGGCAGCCAAUUUACGUCAUCAUCCCAGUUGACAAUACAAAAUUACCUUGAUAUACUCUCACACCGACGCAGCACCAAAGUUUCUUUAGAAACUUACCCCCUUGGAUCAUUUACCUACGACACUCUUACCUUUCCAUUUUAAUCAAAACUGAUAAAAUCAAAUUUUUCAAAUUUUUUGUUUUAGAUAGAUCUGGCCACGCUUGCUUGAAGGGAGCUUAACGCUAUCAUCUGGUUCCUUGUGUAGUAUAUCGAUAGCGAUUUAUCCGUUGGAUAGCUUUAUCUGCCCUUUGAACAAAUGGACCUUGUUUUCGAUGUUCGUUUGCUUUCGAAAUGAAUUGGUGAAAAUGAUUUCUUUUCUACUGGUGAAAGAAAAUAAUAUUAAAACUGACGGUUGAUAAUCAAUAGUGCCCAAUGUCUUUUAAGAAAUAGCUCUAAUGAGUACAUCGAGUUACAUGUACACUGAUCUUCCGAAAAGUCUUUAAAUUGCGACCAUUAAUUGGUAAUGCCAUGAAAUUCUGUCAAACAGAAAUGAAGUAUUUAAUGUCUUGCCGUCCAUUUGAUCAAGUUAACCUCUUGAACAGUUGAGUUAUAUUAAUUCACUAAUAAGAUUCUGCUUAGAGUCCUGAAUCACCUUCUGAACCUGUAAUCAUACAGCUGUAUUAUCUCAUUUUCUGUGCAAGAGUGUUGUUGUGGUUCAGAAGCUAUUUUUUUCCUUACCAGCUCCUGAAGCCCCACAUCCACAUGAUAUAACCGAUGUUGAGGUCUCUCAGACAGCUGUGGAUAUUUAUCUGUGGCCUGUUGAACAAAAAUAUGGUCCAGUAAGGUAAUUAUCAAUAAGAAUGUGAUUUUCUAAAGAACCAGAGGUGGAAUAGAUCCUGCAUUAAGAUAUAAGGUAAGAUUACCUGCCGCCUCUCAAUAAAUGAGGUCACGCUCCCUCCACGAAGGCUGGAUUCGUGCGUGCGACGAAAAUUAAACUUAAGAGGCGUUAGAUAUUUAAUAAUUUUUGAAAAAGGUUCAUUAAAAGGGUCCUUUAGGAAAUCAAAUUUAGGAGGCGUUAGAUGUUUUAUUAUUUUUGAAAAAGGUUCAUUAAAAAGGUCCUUUGGGAAAUAUUAAAUGAAUUACGAAACUGUUGGCGGAUUCUCGAUGAUAAUGGUCAGUGGCCCCUAAAUGCUCUCUUAAUGGCCUCUUUUCGAGAUGUCACUCAUUAGUCUGGCAUUUUGUUUUAUACCUUUCAGUGCUUAUCAGGUUAUUGUUCUGAAAGUCGCUGAUGGCGUUAAAGAGCUUCCAGACAAUUAUGAUUCCACACUGAAAGCUGUCAGUGAUGGUAAGAUAGAGAACGUGAAUUUUUACAUUGCUGCUGAGAUAGAAAAUGACCCAUUACUCAGCAAACCUCGGAAAUUUACCGUUGGCGAUGGUAAUAAAUUUAAGGAAUUUGUGAAUGAAGAACUUGAGAAAGGAGAAAACUACAUUGUGUAUGAGAGAGCUCUAACUAAAGCCGAGAAGGUAUGUAAACUACUUAUUUCAAAAAUUUUCCUCUUUUUUUACAACCAGAAUCAUCUGACCAUCAGCGUGGUGAAACGGUCUGCCUUUUCUUCUGGAAAAAAUAUCUAACCCCUCUCUAUAAAGAUUUGACCCUGGGGGAGGCCUACCUUAAACUCACUAGAGCACAAACGUGCUCCCAUUAGUUUUACAACUGGGUUUAUUGACCUUUUUCCCAGUCGAUUUUUAAGAGUAGCUUGCUAGACAGUACCUAUCUGUAUUUGCAAUGCAAAUACAGAGAAAGGUGUAUGUAAACACAUGUCCUCCUAGUGUAUGUAAACACAUACACUAGGAGGUUAUGUAAUCGAACCACACAAUAACUUUGCAGUUCCUUUGGUCUCGAUUCAGUGGCCUCUUUGAUUUUAAAGCACGUGCUCUUUUUGUUUUUGUUUUUGUAUAUUUCACAGGGGGAAUUAAAAGGAUAUGCAAGCAUAGUUGCCAAAAUUUCCAUCACCUCUACUACCACGGGUUUGUCUAUAUUGUACUUAACAAGCAAUGAAGUUACAUAUUGUACUACAAAGUAACAGAGAGCAAAAUGAUUUCUGGAGCAGUUCUUUACUUGCAAGAAUGUUGGCUCCGAGAGCCUCAUGCCCAGGCUGGUAUUAAUUACAACUGCCCUGGAGAUUCUCCUCCUCAGAUUAUCUAGAUCAUCAAGCUAUGCUCAAUCCAAAACACCGACUUCGAGUGUUGACCGUUUACCCCAGAUUUUGUCUCACUCAUGAUCAGUUUCGUAGGAAGCUAAAUUUGGUGACGAUAAUAAGCUGCAUCGCACAUCGGAGCAAACAAAAUGAUUUUGAUAACACAAUUGCGGUGUGUCACGGGUAUCUCUCUCGUCUUGUUCAAUAAAGUUUAGAAACUGGACUUGGCGCUGAUUUUUUUAAUUAAAUUGCUCGUAGUACUGAGCUUUAUUGAGCUACGUCACAAUAUUUUGUGUGUUUUUUUUGCCGUUUUGUUCCUGAAAAACUGUAAUGAAUGCGAGGGAAACAUAAGUUAAUUGAUUUCCAGGGUAGACAAACACAAUAGAAGUACGAAUGAGCCUAAAAAGAACAAGGAUGGUUAAGAAUGGAGAAGUUUAACAGUGGUUACUAAUGAAGAAGUUCUAAUUUGACGGUUAAAUGUACUUUGCUCGACCUAGCUCCAUUGAGACUUCCCAGUGGCAGGAAACAAUGGUACAGUUAGUAGUGCAAGUCAGCACUCCAAGCUGCAAUCAUUUUGGUUGCCAUGGCGACUAAAUUCUCAGCGAAAGUCGACGAAUUCGCCACAUGUUUUCGGCUGUCAAGUAGCAAGCUGUAAUGCUUUCAUUUUGUAACAAAAUUUAAUGGCCCACACUAGGAGGUAGAGAAACACUUUCAUAAAAUAUAAUGAGUUAAUUCUGUACCGUUGCCGGUUGUGCGAGUGUUUAGUCUUGAUGUCACGCGAAUCUUUAAAAUAGUUGUCGACCACUGUCGACUAAAAUUCUUUCUCUUACGGCGAUUACCUGGUUUUCGGCCGCUAAAUGUCUACUCUGAAACAACUUCAAGCUUGGAGCACUGCAAGUAGCAAUUCCAGAAGAGCUUAAUUAUUAAAUGCUCUUUACAUUUUUCUUAUGCAGAAGGUGAGAAAAAGGAAAAGUCCAGCGGUUCUAACACUGCAGCUGUUGCUGUACCUGUAGUCCUGUUGCUAUUUCUUAUACCAGCAGUUGUUAUCGCUGUGUUCUUAUACAGGAGGUUUGUUUCGGUUUAAGACUGAAUCCUAGUGACUGAGCGUAGAAAAAGAGUAUGGCAGCUGAAAAUUCGACAUUUUGUUCUUUUUUUUUAGGAGAAGGCAGUCAAGAUCGAAAAGUGCCGGGGAAAGAUCUGUUCAACUAGGUAAAAUUAAAGAUGAUUCUCAAGACCUUACCUCAAGUACAUCAAAUAUGGUCUAUCAAAAUGUAGGAGACAUUCGUCGGACAAUUCAUGGUAAUUUUUCGUAGAUAAAGGUGAAAUCAAUACAUACAAUAUACAUGUUAGUUUUCUAGGAGAGGGUCAUUGAAAAACUUUCACGGUUGAAGUCAUAACGUUCGUACAAUUAACUACAAUUGAAUCGUUAUUUUCAUGUUAAAAAGGUUGUUGGAAUGCCUUGCUAAAUUUUUACUUAAACGGUGUCGGACUUAUGUAUUGUCUGUGUAACAAAGUUAAAUCUUCAAAGUCAUAAUUUGGAUCAGCAUCAUUUCAACUAGGAAAGUGGCGAAAACUUUUCAAAUUAAUAUAGGAAGUGGUUUGUACCAGGAGCAAUUUUUAAUCGUGUAGUCGAGUUUGCCGUGACGCUAUUUGCUGCAAGAUUCAAACAGUGUAACUCGGUCAUGAUUGCACCAAUCAGCUAUUACGAACCAGAUUUAGUUACAUCUCUUGACUAACAAAACAAUUUCUCACUUAAUUGUGCUGAUGAAAUUUUCCCAAGUCGUUGAAAAGUCUUCAUCGCAGUCGAAAACAGUCCUUUUCAAAUAACUCUCACCUGGUCUAUUGGACUGCGUGUAACUGGCCAUCCUUUUUAAAUACAUUAAAAAAAAUAAUCAAACUAGUUGAUUGGGGACUUGUAUCAAAAGAAAGUUGUUGCUAUAUAUUUAAAGUUAAAUUACCUUGGUACAUGAUUCUCAGACAGCAGAUACCUUGAGUCUAAAAAUAACUUUGUGGGGGUAGUGGAGCUACUCCAGAUUUAAAGGUUACUCAAGGAAUACACUCUCAUAGCUUGUUCGUUACUUGAGCUACAUCUUAAGGUCGGGUUAGGUGUUUCUUGUUGAGUGUAGCAAACGAAACGGAGCAAUUGGAGCGUAUCUGUUACCUAGGAGGAGAAUUGGUAACACGAUCGAGUGUCCAUAGAGAAGAUCAAAGGAAUUGUAGAGUUCCUUAUGAGCGAUUUUUCUACCCUACAGGUGCUGAGAAACAGCCUGUUAGUGAAGAAAAAGAAGCUAUUUACAGUGAGGCUGACGAUGGUAAACCCAAACCAAUACCUGUGGCUGAGUUUCCAAAGUACUUCAAGAGAAAAUCAGAAAAUGGUGCCAUUGUGUUGCGUGAGGAAUUUAAGGCAAUUAUCUAUUAUAGUUUUUACCUCUUUCCUUUUCUUUCGUAUUAUCGUAUUAUUGUAUGAUACAGUAAUUGUGAAUAUUUCUCGAAUUGUUUCGUGUUUUUUAUUUUGUUAAUGGACAACUUGACAUAUAUAUGCUUCAGUACAUUAUGUAUCACUAUUUUUGCAAAAGCGUAAGAACAAUUUUUUGGAUGUCGUUGCAAGGGUCAAAAAAGUGAUGACAUCUAAUCGGUUUUGAUAAGGGCACAUGUAUUGAAACUUAGUUCAUACCUUUUCCAGUAUUUGCCAGGUGGGAUGCAGUUUGCUUGGGAGAUUGGCAAGAGUAACAGAGGCAAGAACCGUUAUGGAAACAUUGUUUCAUGUGAGUACAUUCCAUCAACUUUGUAAGUAUUUUUAUGCAACGGUAGCUAUGUAAAACCUAGAAGUUUAGAUAACUAGAAGUCAGCUUCUAGUGCAGGGACUGUAACUGGUGCUUCCCCUUUCAGUCGUGUUUUGAGGCAAUAAAGUCCAACCAACUUAAUAACCACCUCUCAGCUGGAUGGUUAGCUCAGUUGAUAGAGUAUUACACUGAUCUCACAGAGGUCAUGGGUUCAAAUCCCGAUCAGGCCUGAAUUUUUUUUUUCAAAUUUCAUUGUUGAUAAAUCGCAGAACUAUUCUGGGAUUAACAAUCGCUUCAAAGUUGGUGAUUUAGGAAGUGGUGAGCUUAAAUCUUGAGAGUAUAUUAUGUUUGAAUCCAAAUUUUGAAUCUUACGUUCAAAGCGCAAUAAUUAUUAAGAUUUCUUUGCAUUUCACACCAUUAAAAAAACCGUUGAAAACUUCAAUAGAAACUGAAUAAACGAUUGUGUUUGUUCACAGAUGAUCAUUCUCGUGUUUUGUUGGAGGAAAUAGAGGGUGACAAAAACUCCAGCUACAUCAAUGCAAGCUACAUUCCGGUCAGUAACAAAAAAUGCAUACGACAACGUGAACACAGCACAACGACACUACGACAUGACACGACAAGACAAGACAAAGAAGAACGACAAAGUCGACCCUACUUGUUUGAUAUAAUGAAUAAAUAAAUAGAUAAACAAUCGAUAGUUGAGUUGCUUAUCGUGAAUUUUUGUUAUCUUUUUCAAAUAUCUCUCCUCAGACCUACGAUGAGGUCACCGUGACCUAUAUCGCAACACAAGGUAAAUAUUACUUGAGGUGUCUCGUGGAUACACUGUUAGUGGUCGCACGCUAACACGUAUUACUGUUGAAAAGCUCGUGGGAAAUCUGACGCAACAUAGAGUCAGAGGGCUAGCAAAUGUCCCAUGAUAAUGAGGGUCACUUUCACCUGGUUCUUUAUCGGUAUAUUUAAUCGUGAACCCUUUCCAGAGGGACACCCCUGGAAGUAACAAAAGCGUCGUCGAUCCCAUAAAGGUAAUACAUUGUAGGAACAAAGCUUUUAGAAAACUCUCAUCCAGUUCAGACGAUAGUUCCUAGACUUUUAGUGGGCGGAGAUUAUCACUCGUCAUUACAGGGUUCCAUCACUUGUUGGGCUUUUUGUUGCGGCCUUUUACCAGAAUUUUGCGUUGUUUCAGUGUUCUACUCUGUGGGCAGAAGUACUCAGGGAAUAAAGCAGCAAUAAAUGAUGAAAACUCCCAUACUCCCAAAAAAAUGACUUGUCCCAUUCUUUUGUAAAUAAAUGCUAAAAAGCUCCUAUGAAAUUAACUCAUGUUUCGCCCCUCUUUUACAAUUAUUCUUACUGCUGUUUUAAUGAUUAUUAGGUCCAACUUCUACAACUAUCGCUGAUUUCUGGCGAAUGGUCUGGCAGGAAAACAGUUUCACCAUUGUGAUGCUUACAAACCUGGUUGAGCUGGGAAAGGUAGACGUAGCACAAGUUUUUAGUUUGAUGUUGAACGUAAUCCAGAGUUUCAGUGAUUUUUCAUUUUCUACACUUUAUGAGUAGUCUGUAAAAUAUGCAUCAUAACCUCAGCCAACAAGCCACUCGGCGAUUAGGCUACUUGCGUAGCAUGCUGUACGAUAAAGUUGUUGGUCGCUAUAUAUAGUAUCAAACUAUUUUUUUCCUAUCAUAUCUUUAGGACAAAUGCAAUCAGUAUUGGCCAGAUGAUACUUCCAAAUUUGGUGCUAUCACAGUUACCCUAUACAAGACUGAAACAUUUGCCGAUUACGUCAUCAGGUCAUUGAUUGUGACAAAGGUGGGUUGUCUCUGUUCGGAGUGAAAUUACGUUAUUUGGAAUACGACGUCUUGCAUUUUUUUACUGUAAACUACUUGCAAAGAAUGACUGCGUAUUUUAAACCAAGAGAGAUGCCUUUGUAACAACAUUCCCUUCAUGAGAACGAAUUUUCACUUAGGACUCAGAAAAAAGGACCGUGCAGCAGUUUCAUUAUGUCACUUGGCCAGACAAAGGUGUCCCACAACAUUCCACAGCUCUACUUGGAUUCAGACAAAAGAUUCAUGCAAGGCACCAGGCUACUGGUGGACCACUUGUUGUGCACUGCAGGUAAAAAGCAUAGUAAAAUUUGAAGACUUCAAAUUAAAUGCUUCACAUUCGCAAAUAUUUAUCGUAUGUUGGUUUAGUUCUUCUGUAGAUAUUUCAAUUGCGAUUUCAAUUGCGAUUUCAAUCUGGUUUGGAUAACAGGAAACAAACGUGUUGAUCAGAAGAAAGAUUAAUGUCACAAGGAACCUAAAAGAACUGAAAUUAAAACAGGAAAACUGUCUUAAGUGUUAGAAUUAUAUGCGUUAGUGUAGGGCUUUUUUCUAGUGUAGUUAACCCUUCAGCUCCCAUGAGUGACUAAGACAGAAUUUCUCCUUACAAUAUCAAUACAAUGUCAACCAGAUAGGUGAUGAGCAUAAAGAGAAAUACCAGCUUGGGGAUAAUUAGUUGAUCCAAAACUUAAUUCUCCGAACUAACAUAUCAAGAAUUGUAUGGUUGGCAGUUAGGAGAAUUACAAAUUUGGUCGAAGAGCUAUAGGGUUGAUAAAUAGAUCUCAAUUGUUUACUCUCAAUACUCUUACUGAUCACACCAAUGAUGUCGAGAAUUAGUAAAAAUGCUAGUGAACCCUGCUAGAAGCGAAGCCUGGAGGUAUCUGAUGUAUUUCAAAAGUCAGGUCUCCAACUUUUACCUUCUACUCGUGCCGUUUCCUCUUUAUUGGUCGCGAUCCAUAAUAGUUCUUGCUAUUUUUCCUCAAUGUCUAUUGCUCUCUCCGUUGGUUUUUCUUUACAUCUGUUGUUACCUUUGUACAGUGCUGGUGUUGGUCGAACUGGCACAUACAUUGCUAUCGACGCCAUGUUGGAGAGUGCUGAGAAGAUAAAAACUGUGUUUAUACAGAAUUACGUGCAAGUCAUGCGUAGAUCUCGUCCUCAUAUGGUUCAGAAAGAUGUAAGUUUAAAAAUUUAACCGUUUUUCAUAAGAAUAACAGCAGCAAAAGUCUUAUUUAUUCUCCCCCAGUGCAUCUUUAGAAAGAGUAUGGGUCAUGAUAUUAAAACUGAUACGGUGUCUUAAUAACCCAAGCCUGGUCAUUAUGAUGACCGUCAAAGGCCUUUUUAUGAUUUCGAUAUGACACCCAAAUGAUUUUAUAUAAAAUCCUAACCUUUUAAACCGAAUUUUACUGAAUGAAAACCAUAAACAGAAAACUGAAAAAUUGAAUUUUUCACAAUACUGUUACGGGAAAAUUUACUGAUUUUCCCGUGUGUGUUAUUCGGAGCAUAUUUAUUCGUAAACUUUUACAUUUAACCAUUUCAAGUCCUUUCAUUUCAAUAAAUCAAAAAUAUGCAUAAAAACCACAGUAGCUUUUGAAUAGAUUUUUGUUGUUACUCGCUUUCAUCAUAUACACCUGCUUGUCGGCACUUUUGUUUUUUAUUUCAUGGUUUUUUUUAGGUAAAUAUAAGUGUUAAUGGUCUUUCUGGAAACAUUGGUUUUCAUGGUAGAUAGCAGCUGAGUUUAAACGCGUAAAUCUAAUUUCUUUUCAUGCGAUGGUUUCCAAACCAAUCUUGCGCAAAUAAGCAGAAACUUUUAAUUGCUUUUCCGUUUUCUAUUUCCUAAGCUGCGCUGCUGCAAUUAAGAUAGGUAUUGUUUUCUAUACCAGUGCUGUAAAUUCGCACCUAGGUUUCCUACUUUAAUGGCCUAAAGUUUAUUGCAUCCGUCUUUUUAAUUUUGAGAUUCUUUCCGUCGUGGAAACAGAUGGAAUAUUUAAGUAGUUUUUGUUUAGCUUCAAAGAGACUUUUUUCCGCUCCUUUGUGUCCUUAUCCAAAUAUUGCGAUUCGUGUAACAAUAGCACUUCGCACCAGUUACUUCUUAAGCAAGUACCUUGUACAGCUUUGAUGAUUACAAACUAGAGUAUGCUAGAGGUCAUGUCGCUUGUUGGCCUGACCUAGAAUAAAAGUACUGUGGAACCAAAGAUUGUCUUAUCCUUGACGUCCGUAUAAGCUCGCUCGAAGCAGAUCUCCGUGUACCAGGAAAUCGUGACGAGUUUCCGUUCUCGCUGCCAAGUCGUCUCUACAGAGUUAGUUCCCCCAGUUGUUAUUGUGCCGUCCGCGAAGAGUCAGUCCUCCAGUUUUGGGGCGACAAAUUAUCGUCACAAUACUUAAGUACUCGCUUACUUGUAUUUUCAAUUUGCUACAUUUAAACAUUGGUUCUAUGAAGACAAGAAAUUAAACCAUGUUUUACAAAACAGCUUUAAAUCAUUUCUAAGCUUUGGUGUGUAAAUGAGGUUUGAAUAAUUUGAGAAUACGACUGAUAUAUGGAAAAAUGGCCGACCUUCUUUGUGGAGUUCAGGUUUGCUCUUCAGCCAACGCCAGGAACGAUCACGGUUUUAAAAACGAUGAUGUUUUGGUUGGUAGCGAGGAUACAGGGUUUAUUUGUCGUGGAUGUUUUAGUUUGACGGUGAGGAAUUUCCUAAAUUUAGCUUCAUCAAAAACUGUCCUUUGCAACAGUAUUGGUAUUUACUUUAUCUCUGUAUAGGACCAGUAUGUUUUCUUACACCAAGCAGUGAUGGAAGCCUUGGUAUGUGGAAAUACAGAGAUUAUCCCUCAGGACCUACGAAUUGCGACAAACAAGCUUGCCAAGGUGCAUAAACCAUCCAAAAAGACUGGAUACGAACGGGAGUUAAAGGCAAGUGAUAACUAUUCCUAGAAACUGAGUUUGGUUUUAUAUGUUAUUAAUUGUGCGUAAACGUAAAUGCUGACAAGACAGCUUAUUACUUGCUUCUGGAGAUUCUUUUAAAGGCGUGUCUAUGUGACUUUGUUAACUUCAUGUUCAUAUCUCAGACGUAAUUAUCAAAAUACAAAGCGUGCUUUUGUUCAUGGAUAACUCCUGCAAAUUUCUUUUUAACAUACAUAUUAGUGGCAGAUGAACUACUCUGUAAUUUGUUGAUCUUACGUCACAAUAUUUUGUUUCACUUUUCUAUUAAUUUAAUUUGUGUGUGUGUGUUUUGCGCGAAAAAAAAAAAAAGAUUACCUUUAGCCUGAAUGAAACAGCAAUAUGUUAGUUCGCUAAGAAACAAAAAUGCUAUGGAAACAGCAAUAAACCAGGACCGAACAAAAAUGGCUUAAGAUGGAGGGGAUUAAAACUGGAUAGGACGAACUGAGAGAAUUUUAUGUGUUGUAGCGCUUGGAGCUUGUAACAGACGCCCACGCUUCUCAAGAAGUAGCAACGAACGCAUUUAUGCCCGCUAACGUCGUCAAGAACAGUUUCCCCAACAUUAAUCCGCGUAAGUGUUCCUUUGUCUUUGUUUGCGUUGUUUCCGAAACACUAAACAAAACUUUUUGCUUACUCCUGCGGAGUCCAAAACCGAGUGGGGUCUCAUUCGGUCUGUGAUCUUACCAGUGAUCAACGAAAUCGAAAGACCACAAGCAUCGUUAAUUUUUUGUCACAAGAUAGAUUUGGACGACAGAAAGUUCUGUUACUGAACAAUCAAAACUGUCACAGCAUUUUGGGAACAAAAUACACAUUGAUUACGCGCGUACCAUGAAUCGUGCACUGUUAGAUUAGUGCGCUGUUCAAGCUACCAAUCAUUAAUCGUACUCUAUCAUUUUGUUACUUUUGAUUAACCAAGGUUAUAGCCUAUAAGAGACUAUAACGCACCCUUUCAUUGGUUGAAAGAGCCUGCUCUAUCAGAGUACAGAGCACGGAGCUGAGCUAGAGCUGUCACGCCAUCCGCUAAUUUGUACUAUGUCCGACCAUUUCCCGGACAUCUCUCUUGUUUUGUUCGUUAUGUGAAAGUGAAAUUUCACGAAGUGGGGAGAAACACGAGACAUGGUCGAGUGUUUCUCCCUACACUUCUUUCUUCUUUUGUUAGGUAUGUUUUUGUUUGCAGAAAUGCCUUUAUUUUUUAAACAUUAAACACUUCUAUUUGAUUUUGUACCAGUGGACAGUACUCGAGUGCAUUUACAAGCGUCUUCACAAGAAAAGAGUUACAUCAAUGCCUCUUAUGUGGAUGUAAGUGCAAAAAUGCCCUUGUAAAAUUUUUAUAAUAUAUUCUGUAAUUCUAGCGUGCUGAUAGGAAAAGACUCAGUAUUUUCUGGUUCUUUAGAAAGCUUUCUGUUGCAACGUGUCUGUAUUGUAGAUUUUUUAAUUCAGUCAACCCAUAAAAAGGUGUUUAUUUCUAUUCAAGUUUUCCUUCUUGGGUUGUGGUGUUUUUAUUCUUUUCGUAUUGGUAUAUUCGUGUUGCUUAACUUGACGUCCAUAUUUUUCUUUGAUCUUUUAUUUACCAGGACUACACACGACGUAAUGCAUACAUCCUGACACAAGCUCCGUUAGACUGCACCAUUAUAGACUUCUGGCUUAUGAUUUCUCAAUAUGAUAUUGGCACAGUUGUGAUGUUGAAUAACUUGGAAGAAGGAAAGCAGGUAAAAAUCAUGGCAUGUUUUUUAAAAGCAUAUAGCAACACUCUUCGCUCUGUGUUUGCAACGAAGUGUGCAAAAUAUGCCUAAUCAAUAUGCUAGAGCUAUGCUAGAUUGUGCUAGAAAUCACGUGAUUUAUUUCAAAACAGCCAGCUACUGAUAGGGGUUACUAUUGGUAUCUGUGGUGAACUUUGAUAGAUUACCUCUAUUCGUUAAACAAAUUGGUACAGAAAUAAUUAUUUAAGUUAUUAAGACAUUUUGACAGGUUGCGUCACUGUAUUUCGGUUAUCAUCUCAACACUUUUAGAAUGAGGAGCCAUUUGGUACCCUUCAUCGUCUAGAGAGAGUAGCAUUUUACAACAAUUGACCAACUGAGUAUGCUCUCAAAUGUCAGUGAGACGCUAUAGUUGAAACUCUUUUCGGAAAAUCCUUCCUACCAUCAUGCCCUCCUUAAUAUCACAUAUAUUCAGUUAUUCGUUUCACGGAUCAUACAUGUAACACUGCUUUUCUUUUUUAGAGUUACCCACAAUACUGGCCAAGCGAGGGAUCUGCCAAGUAUGGUGAAGUCACUGUCCAGCUUUUGUCCCAAGAAACUUCAAACAAUAUCACUACCAGACGAUUCAGCGUCGAGAAUGAAGCGGUACUGUUUGUUUGUUCUAGAAUUGUAAGGUCCCAUUUUUUCUGGUUAGUUUGGAGGAAACUUUUAUCUAUACCAACAGGAGGCGUUUGUACAUUCUUGGUGCGCGAGAGUUCGACCUUAACUAUUUCACUAUUAGGAGAGAGACCAAUGAGUAAUUUUUUCCUUUCUGAAUCAAAAUACUCUCUGGCAGAGAGGUGAUGAGUGGAGAGGAAAAUAUAAAGAAGAAGAGAUCGUUUGAAUGAACAAGCAAGGAAUGAACGUUCUUAGGGGAUUUUGAGUUCUUAACGACAACAACAAAAGAAAGACCUGGCUAUGUGAUCACGUGGGACUAUGCGGCUCACGUGAUAACUGAUUAAAAUAACUUGACCUCGUGUUCCUCAAAAUAAUAGUUUGAUUUGCUUCUAAUUAAAUUCGUUCUUCAGCCCCCUAAGAAGACGUCAACUUUACAGCAUAUACAAUACACCGGUUGGGCCAAUGAAAACUCAUGCCCAGAUCCCCAGGAUAUACUUGACCUGAUGACUACUGUACAGCAGUCUCAGCAGCAAUCAGGAAAUAGAGUCAUAGUUUUCCAGUGCAGGUAUAAAGAGCACGUCUCUUACUGAUGUUAUCAUACGUUUAAAUGUUUUACUAGACAUGAUUCUAAACCCAUUAGGCGUUUAGCUGAUAAUAGUGCACUCAGGCUAGAAUAGCGUAUGGUUACUCGAAUCAUGUAUGACUUUAUGUACAUACUUUUUGCAUAACGCGUUCAGACUGUAAACAGAACAUAAAACAACAUAUCUUGUCUACAAAAGAUACAACUAUCAAGAGUGUCUACAUUAGAUACUGCUAUCUACCUCUACUAUCUGCGUUAGAUUGAGCUAUCCACGCUGACUAUAUCAGAUGAGCCAUCUUCGCCGUCUACAGUACAUACAGCUAUCUAAACUGUCUUUAUUAGAUACAACCAUUUACACUUUCUAAAGUAUAUCCAGUUUUCCCCACGGUGACAAUUAGAUAAUCAAUAUACACUAUCUACAGUAAAUACAGCUUAGUUUAUUCACUUUCUACAGUGGAUAAAGCUAUCCACACUGUCUACAACAGAUACAGUAUCUACAGGAGACAGUUUAGUUGGCUGUAUCCGGCGCGGUCGGUGUUAAUGGUUUUAUCUUUCUGAAAACAGUGGAUACUUGACACUUUGGAAGUUCGAUGCUAGGAGAACAAAGGCAAGAACCUGUAAUACGAAUCCACCACUGUACACUUUUCAACUUUCUUGAUUAGUUCUCCGUUUAUCUUUCUACAGUGAUGGUACUGGUCGUAGUGGCUGCGUAGCCACCAUAAUGUCAGUGAUCGAACGAGUCAAGACUGAACAAACAGUUGAUGUUUUCCAGACUGUAAAACUAGUUCGAGCAAAGAGACCAGGUGCAGUCAACACUCUGGUAAGUUAAAAGUGUCAUGAUCUAUUGUUAUAGCUUUGUUCAGGUGUAAAUUGUCAAGGGCGUAACAGAGGAGUUCUACCCCGGGGUGAGUUGGGAAUGUAACAGAAUUCCAGGAUAUCUGCCAGGGGAUGGGUGGAGGGGCGGGUUACGUUCAUUUCCCCCCUCCCUCCUGCCCAAUAAACUGCGCUUGAGCUUCUCAUUAUGCUGAAAUUUAUCAAAGGAAUCAUAGGAGGAGUCAUCCCUUUUGGAUUUGUAAGAAACAACAUAGUCACUUCAAAGAUACGUCUGCAAGUUUAGUGUGUCGUCUGAUCUCUUUUCUGUCGCGUUUUUCAUCAUGUUUAAUAGUUUUUGCUGCUUUUUCACGUCUUAAGCUUACUUUGCACAAUGCUGGGCGCUCACAGAUCAAUAGCAUAUCCUUCGUGAGCCUAAGGUGUGUUUUUUUUUGUUUUUAUCUUUCAGGAGCUGUACAUGUUUUGUUACAAAACAGUUCUAGCUUACUUAGACUCUUUCAGUACGUACUCAAACUUUGCAGAAUGCUAAAAAGCAUUGCAAAGUAAAAAACAGAUUUGACAGAAAGGAGUGAUGCACAUCUUUUUUUUUUACGAAGCAGCUUUUUCCCCUCAUAUUCAAAUUUUUGUAACAAAUCAUAGUUACCUCUAAGCGGGUGGCCUUUCCCCCUAAUAGUUUUGCUAAAAAAGUUUUGCUAAAAAAGUUUUGCUAAAAAAGUUUUUAUUACAUAUUUUAAUUAAAAAAGGAGUUUUUUGUCAUAGGAAGUAGGUAAAAUGCGUCCGUGCAAGUGAAGGUUUUGUCAGCUGGAAGAUGUUCACCGCUUGAUUGUUGAUAAAUUUACAUCAGAUUCUGCUAUGGUAACUUGACAAACAAGCAUGUGUCCCUGUGAGGCCUAGGAUUAUGGCAAUAUCAUGAAUUGUGUUAUCCUACUUUUCUAAUUAUGCAAUUAAAAGAAAGAGUACUAUGUGUAUCUACGAAGAAGUUAUUACAUUUGUAGAGUUUUGUGGGUUUUUUUGAGUUAAUUGUAAAGGAAAGUUUUUGAUAACUUACAUAUUUCAUGAUGUCUCUUAAAAGUCUAUUAAGUUUCAUAGUUAUCGUUUUCUUUUAACAGUGUAAGAUUAAAAGUGGUUUGUAGUUUUACAGUUUGUUUUGGAGGGUUAUGGUGCCUUUUGCAUUUUCUCUUUUUAUCUGAAUUUAAUUCACACUGUUUUCAAUAAAUACAUCAGAAUUUCUAUAAGAUUGUAUUUUUCUCAGAAGUAAGAUAGAAUUGUGCAAAGAGUUAGAUUUUUGGUAAUUAAAUGAUUAACUGAUAUAAUCUUUGAACGAUUAAUUUGGAAUUCAAACGUGCAAAGCACAUUGAAACAUUUUUACUAAUGUAAAGGAUAGAGUUCACGUAUACAGUUAGUACGUUAGUUAUAGAUUCAUAUUCAUAUAAUAAUUGUUUGAUUGAUUUAUUGACUGAAAUUGGUAAUUAUUGAAAAUCAUGGCUAUAUCUUAAUAUGGUUCUCCAUCUCAUUAUUAACAUUUUCUAUGUAUGUUUUAUGAAUUUUGGAGUGAUCGGCUCUGUUACUGAUUAAAUAAUCUUCUACAAAGUUUAAGAGUAUCUUUUUUACUUUGACUGCGUCCGACUAUUAAUUCUUGAAAAUUUCGUUAAAGAAAACCUUCAUUAGUGAAACCAUCUGACGUUAAACCAAAUGGAAAUAAAGUGGCAGAGAAGGGGCCCUGGGUCUUAGCUGCGGAAUAUGUCAACUCCCCAUAGUUAUUUGUAGAUAGUCUCUCGAACGGAAGUCAGUUUUCCGAUACGUCC
This is a messenger RNA of Pocillopora meandrina, 34962 nucleotides long. NCBI's taxonomy places the organism in Eukaryota, Metazoa, Cnidaria, Anthozoa, Scleractinia, Pocilloporidae. The record is from the annotation of a GenBank genome assembly.